GACAUCGGUGCCCCCUCCCCAGAGCAUCUGGAGGGGUCCAUGUAGUGGAGAGGCUGAGAGGGGAGCGGUCAGAUUGGGGCUACCUGUCACCGAGCUCACAUGAGGCUAUAGAAGGGUCGCCACUUCAUUACAGAGUCCUGGUCCCUCAACACAAUAGGGCAAAAUGGCACGUGACCUUUCAGAUAAAGAAAUCAUGGCGAUGGAACUGGCGCAGCUACAGAAGGAAGUGAAGACUGAGAGGAUUCCGGUUUCCACGACGGCGAAGGAGCUGGUGGCAUGGAUCGAAUCGCAGGCCGCUGAGGACCACCUCCUCAAAGGCAUCCCCGAAGACAAGAACCCCUUCAAAGAGAAAGGAGGGUGCUUAAUUACCUGACACAGGGGGGGCGCCUCGGCAACAGACACGGGGAAUUGUUCGGUUUCAUUCUUUUUAACACGGAUGUCGAUAAAUAAAUAAAUAAGUAAUACAAUCAGUUACAAUUAAUUUAGUUUAUUCAGCCGGUAUAUGCUACAAGGGGAGCUGCAGUGAAACACAGAGAAGACAACGAUCGGGACAGCAGACUGGAAGCUUAAAAAAAAGACCCCUCAGAACCUACUCUGAUUUCAUCAGCCAUUGAUUUGAUAAUGCCUAGCGUCAAGUUGUUUCCUUCGUGGUUCGUUGCAUUCUGUGUGAUUCGUAUUAAUAAAACUGAGUAGGUGCAAGAGUUGGGAAAUUGAUUUUUUUUCAUAUCAAAUGGGAACAGAACGAAAGGGCGAUAAUGUUAGUCCCUGAAAAACGAUCAAAAUGAUCCAAGAAACGGUAGAGGUGACGUAGAGGUGACGUAGCCUAGUACAGUAUCAUCUCUUCAGAGAUUAAGUUUUCAGUCUGGCAGUUUUGUAUGUAAUACCCAUUUUCUUUUAGCACUAGGAGGACCAUUAUCACGGAUCCCCAUUUUGACCGUUGUAUUUAUUUACUGAAUUUACUAUAAGAACGUGUUAGUGCUGUUUUUAAAUAUAAAUACAUAAAUAAAUAAAUACAAGAUUAAAAACACAAUCGCGAUAAAGAACCACUCAGAAAAGUGUUAGGAGGUAGUAAGAAAAAAAGAAAAGAAAACAUAACAUAACAGAAACUAGUCUCUCCAAGGUACUGGCGAUAAUUCCUCAACAAUUUCGACUACUCUUAAGAAAGCAAACAUUUUGACCGUUGCAACACGCGCUGAACAUUUAACACCGCGGCGCAAGCCGCUUUCUCACGGUGCUGCUCUUAUUUCUGCAGUCCAGAGAGAGAGACAGAGAGGUUUGACAGGUCGCUGAGCGGCUGAGAUCACACUCAGCAGGAAACGUAUGUUUUGGAUGAGAUCACGUCAUUCACACAGUCUGCAGGCAACUCAGGUAGAGGUGUCCAUUUGGUUCUCAUUUACAAACCCUCUGCUCAAAAGAAAAGUUUGCUCCUUAUACACCAACAGAAAAUACACAGAUUUAAAAUGUACGUAGCUGUAGAUGCGCCUUUUUAGCAAUCGUGUCACAAACACAGAGCGGAUCAUAGGAUUUCAUCUGUUUCACUGAUCCACACGAGAAAAAAAACCACUGCAUCCGUGUUAUUUCUAUUUCGAUGGAAACAUGUACUUAAACUUUUAGCAGGGGUGCUAUAUGUUUUCAAUAAAUGUUUAUCAAAUGUUAA
Messenger RNA from Acipenser ruthenus (sterlet), 1657 nucleotides. RefSeq names its product guanine nucleotide-binding protein G(I)/G(S)/G(O) subunit gamma-T2-like. Gene Ontology annotation, molecular function: G-protein beta-subunit binding. The transcript has 3 exons. Gene Ontology annotation, cellular component: heterotrimeric G-protein complex. The record is from RefSeq and is a predicted model, not a curated record. Lineage: Eukaryota; Metazoa; Chordata; Actinopteri; Acipenseriformes; Acipenseridae. Bases 164 to 373 code for a protein of 69 amino acids. Gene Ontology annotation, biological process: G protein-coupled receptor signaling pathway.